AGAGUUGUGGUUGUGGAAGACAUAAAACGAUGGAAGUCUAUGCUUGAGCUUCCUGGGCAACCGAAAGAGAAUCUGAUCGAAGCUUUGGAGGAGCUGAAGAAGAAAAUACCUUCCAGGGAAGUGUUACUUUCAACAAAAAUAGGUCACACAGUGAAUAAGAUGCGCAAACAUUCAGAUCACGAUGUGGCCAGCCUUGCCAAAGAUAUUUACACAGAGUGGCGAACUUUCAUCAAAGACCAUUCAAACAAGCCCUCAAUAGAGGUCAGGAGCGAUCCCAAGACCGAGGCUUUCAGAAAGAAUGCGCGGAAGCUGCUUUGUGAAGCCCUGGAUCUAGAGAUUGAUCACCCACUGGCUGAAAAUAUUGAGCGAGAAGCUUUUCAUCUCUCUUCCCGUCUCAUUAGCGCACCGUAUCGCAGAAUGGUGCGAGCUCUUGUCUUCUCAUUAAAGCACAAACCUGAAAUCCAAGCAGAAGUCAAGACUGGCACACUCACUGUCCCUGUGUUUGUACAGAGCCAUAAAAAGUGA
Molecule: messenger RNA, 525 nt
Organism: Fulmarus glacialis (Northern fulmar)
Lineage: Eukaryota; Metazoa; Chordata; Aves; Procellariiformes; Procellariidae
Gene: TCEANC2
Product: transcription elongation factor A (SII) N-terminal and central domain containing 2
Exons: 3
Biological process (GO): DNA-templated transcription
Cellular component (GO): nucleus
Source: RefSeq, a predicted model, not a curated record